CCAUGUUCCCACUUGGAAUCUCAGAAAAUGAACUGGAUUUCCGGCGCGCUCAAAUGACGUAAUGCGGAAGAAGGUGGUGAGCAAUCGCCAUGGCAACCGCGCUUUCUUUUUCAGAGGGCCACCGAGCUGAUUUCAACUUGACCUCAGUAUCUCCUUAUAAGAUGAGUAGCUGCUUUUCAUCAAGGGUGGAAGACAGAGUUCAGCAAACUCUGAAAAAAGUCUUUGGAUUUGACUCUUUCAAGACCUCGUUGCAGAAAAGUGCAAUCAUGACUGUGGUGAAAGGGGAGAAGGAUGUUUUUAUAUGUAUGCCAACUGGGGCAGGGAAAUCCUUAUGCUAUCAGCUUCCUGCAGUCCUGGCAUCAGGCAUCACCAUUGUCAUUUCACCUUUAAUAGCACUGAUUCAGGACCAGGUGGAUCAUCUACUUUCUCUUAAAGUCAAAGUAAGCUCCCUUAACUCCAAGAUUUCUGCCCAAGAAAGAAAAGCCAUCCUAACUGACUUAAUGAGUGAACAACCCCAUACAAAACUCUUGUAUAUCACACCGGAGAUGGCAGCUUCCUCUUCCUUUCAACCCACCUUGGACGUUCUAGUGUCUCGAAACCUUCUCUCCUAUCUGAUAGUUGAUGAGGCUCACUGUGUCUCUCAGUGGGGGCAUGACUUUCGACCAGAUUACCUGCGGCUUGGCUCCUUGCGCUAUCGCAUACCCAGCACGCCAUGCAUAGCCCUGACGGCCACUGCCACUAAACAAGUCCAAGAUGAUAUUGUAGCAUCACUUAAGCUAAGGCCACCUGUUGCCACCUUCAGGACACCUUGUUUCAGGCCCAACCUCUUCUACGAUGUGCAAUAUAAAGAGCUCUUAACAGAUCCUUAUGAAAACCUGAAGGAUUUCUGUCUAAAGUCCUUUGGGAAGGAGAAUGCCUCAGGGGGUUACACAGGUUGUGGAAUCGUCUACUGCAGGAUGAGAGAGGUCUGUGAGCAGGUGGCUAUUGAGCUGAACCACAGAGGAUUGAAAGCCAAAGCAUACCAUGCUGGUCUGAAAGUAGGAGAAAGGACAGUAGUUCAGAAUGAAUGGAUGGAAGAAAAAGUUCCAAUUAUUGUUGCUACUAUUAGUUUUGGAAUGGGUGUUGACAAAGCGAACGUCAGAUUUGUUGCACACUGGAAUAUUCCCAAAUCUAUGGCCGGAUAUUAUCAAGAAUCUGGAAGGGCUGGAAGAGAUGGGAAGCCAUCCAACUGUCGCCUGUAUUAUUCUCGGAGUGACAGGGAUCAACUCACCUUCCUUAUCAAGAAAGAAAUGGCUAAGCUCCAGGAGAAACGAGGCACCUUGAAAGAAUCUGAUAAAGCUAUGCUAAGAGACUUUGAUGCAAUGGUGGCCUUCUCUGGAGAGCUGGGUUGCCGCCACGCUGCCAUAGCCAGCUUCUUUGGCGAUGCCAUCCCACAAUGUAACAAGUGCUGUGAUUUCUGUAAGAAUCCGGCAGCUGUGAAGAGGCAGGUUGAAGCUUUGGAGCACAGCACCAGUAGCUGGAGCCGAACCUGCAUUGGGCCCUCCACUACCGCUUGGAACGCCUGUGACCCAGACCUGUAUGAAGGAGGAAGAAGAGGCUGCUGCAGAUAUGAUGAAGAUGGUGGGAGUGUGCGUGAACCUAAUGAUGACAAUCAGAAAAAGGAAUGGAGUAACUUUUACAAGAAACAGAUGAUGUUGCGCAAGAGUAAUGAAGUAGAACAGGACAAUUUUGUCCCUCCAGAUGCUGAUUGUCCUUUGAAGGAUGCAGCCAGCAGGAAAAUUGCACGGAUCACAGUGAAGGCUAGAGAACACUGCCUGAAGAUGCUGGAAGAAGCACUCAGCAGCAACCAGCAAGCAGCACCAACAAGAGAUGGCUCGGAUCCUGUUGCAUGGGCUGUGGAAAUGGAAUAUAAGGCAUUCCAGAUUAGUAAGACAGCAAACCUGUACAAAGCAAAUGUUCUAAAGAAGGUAUCGGAAAUUAACAAAGCUUCCAAAGAGGGGGAACUAUAUUCCACCCUUACUUCAGGUGUCAAUGGCUGUCUUGAGGUGAAAACUGAACCAGCUGCAACAGCUGAUGAUGAGUACUUCCAGGCAUCCAAGGUGAACACAUUUAAACCCAAGAGAGUGGGGAUUGGAUUUCGAAAGACAUCUAGUGUGUUCCAGUCUGCUUCAGAUGUUCUGGCUACCAAAGAUCCCAACGAAGCUCAUAUUGUGAAGGAGGAAAUGAGUCCAAACUGGACUACAUCUGCCACUGAGUCUGUAGGCAUCAGUGACAGACUUGAGAAAAAGGUGAAAGCAACCAAAGAAGUCAGCAAAAAUACAGAUGAAGUCCCCGAGAAGAAAGGACAACCCAGCAUCUCCAAUUUUACAGCCUCCUUGGGAGUCAGUCCCACUAAGAAGGGCAAACCCACUAAGAAGCAGCAAAUGCUGGCAGAAGCAGCUCGGAAGGAAUCUCAGAACAUUGCAAAAUUUUUCUCCAUUCCCAAAGCAGGGCCUAAGGCCUUAGCUUUGGAGGAUGAUUUGAGAGAAGGGAGGAACAGUCAUCUCAGUGAACCACUUCAGUUUCCUUCCCAAAGACUGUGUGAGGAAAAAACACCAUCUCAGGAAACAGAAACUGUCUCCAAAGAAGAAAAAGCUAGCUCUUCACAGAUACGGGAACAAAACUCUGGGAAGGAAGAAGGAAGUAUGACUUUGCAAAGUCCUACCUCAGGAGCAGUAUCUCCAUAUUUAAAUUCAGCUGUUGAAAAACCAAGCAAUGUUCAAUUUUUGGUGGAAGAUGAGACGGCCAAGAGUCACACAAGCCUUAAUGGAAAGAGACCAGGAUCAACUGAGGACCUCGAGAGUCCUGCUGAAAAGAGGCUGAGGAUGAUGAGCACGUCUUCCACAGUGUUGCCACCAGAGGCAAAAGAUGGUGUACCAGUGAAAAAGAAAGUCACUUUUGAUCCAAACUUUUCACACAUUGAUAAGGAAGGAACCAACAAAAUCAUCCAGCCGCUGACAAAGGCAUUGUCACUUAAGGAAACAGCAGAAAUUGUUGUAAAAUAUUUGACUCCAUUCUACAAAGGUGGCAAAUUUGCUUCAAAGGAUCUGUUUAAAGGGUUUGCCCGGCACCUCUCUCACUUGCUGGCUGCGGACAAGAGUCCUCUUCGUAAGACGGUGAAAGAAGAGGCACAGAAGUUGAUCAGAGCAUUUUUCAAAAACCGGAGCAAGUGUGAAAAUGAGAUGGAUUGGCAGAAUUUGACCAGCUUGGAAACAUGACCCAUGAAAUGCAGCAUCUCUUUUCUACUUCCUGUAGCUGCUGGACCCCCUGGUCCUCUGAGAGUUUUCGCUGGCGGUGUGCUUUGCUGGGAGGGGGGAAUUUUAGCAGAGAGCAUCCCUAGGAAGAAGUGUUUUGGUGCACAACAAAUGUUUCCUUGGUGUGCUCUCAGAUAUAUGUCACACCCCUCUUUAGGUGUCCUGUGAGGGAUCUGAAUUUGUGCAUAUGGCUAGGAAUCAUGCUGCCACCCAAGAUUGUCUGGCCCCAAUGUUUGUUGAGGUGGAUUAUAUUUUUUCGCCAGGAGCAGCCUUAAAUACAAGACAUACACCUGCAUCUGUCAGGGUUUCUGUGCUGUAGGAGCAACUUGUUCCAGAGCACAUUAGUUUGACGAGCUCUCCUGUCUAGUUUGACAUUGGAAGGAGAUUCUGGAAAAGUGUUUUGGACAGUUCCUGUUUGAUAUUCUCUUAACAUGUUGAAAUAUUUAUUUUAUUUGACUCAAGGUUGUAUGAAAACUACAUGUGACAAAACCCAAGGACUUUUGUUUGUUUUUUAAAAGAGGGUGCUGCUUUGAAGAGAGCCAUUCAACCCAAUUUGGUGGUGGUGGUGGAUCUCUGCCUUCUGCUUUGUCACACCAAAUGGCCACGUCAAAUGCCCUGCCUUCAUGCAAAGUUUCGAAUCCAUGUCUAUUAGCCUUCAGUCCACAGUGGUCAUCAAGAUUCUAUGUAAUAUGUUGUUAGGGUCGAAGAGUCUGUUUUUUAAGUAGAAAGUUGUAGAAAGUCCUUUUUUCUUAUGCUCUCCAAGAUUUAAUUGCAAGCUUUUAUUAAUAGGAACAGGAAUGUGCAGAGCUUUUCAUUUAUAAAGGCUAUUAUAACUCAUCAGCAUGUGCAGCUUUCAAGGUAGGAUUUUUCUCCUUCUGUGAAACCUCAGGAAUAAACAGAGGCUGUGGGCUAACGCCCUGGCCCAUCUCCAGAUGUUGGUUAUUAGUAUGGUCUUGUUUUUGUAUAGGGAAGAGGCACGUAUCAUUACGGUUAGAGCAUUACGGAGGCAGGGGCAUUUGCAUGAAUAUCUACAACAGUAAAAGGAAAAGCGUAAUAUAUCUUUAAGGAGAAAUGCAAUUGCAGUAGUAUGCAUUCUUGUACAGUAACACUGCAUUAUUUAUCUUGCAUUUUUAUUUGAGGUACAGAGUAACCCCUUAAUAAUGAGCUCAUAGAGAUAAGCUUUACUGACAAGUAAUUCCAAUGAAUGCCUGAAGAUUUAUUCUUAUUUAUACUUCUACAGAUUUAUUGAUAUCUGACAAGGAACUAGGUCCUGUCCUGGACCCUUGACAUUUGUACCUGUGUAAAAUGUGUGCUGCAUUUAGAGACGUACAUGCAUACACAAAACGUUUCAUAAAUGCGCCUUAAAAUCAACAUGGAAUGUUGUCCUUUGAAUUACCAGUUAUUGAAAAUGGAUGUGCAUUUGGAAAAGGUAACAGCCAAAAUAUUGCACUCUUUUAAAAAAGUGAAUUCUAAAAGCCAUAUUGCUGCACUUGUACCUCCAAUAUGAUGCUAAUCAAUGACUCUGCAGUGGGCAAAACUGCUCAGAGCUUGUGAGGAAGAUGCUGCUUUAUUUAUAUAUUGUUAGAACUGAAAACAGGUUAAGAUUUCCUGCUUGGAACAGCAUUUUUUAUGCUUGCAUUUUGUUGACCUGUGCCUUAGUUCUCUCUUGAGGAGCUGUUGAACUUUCUGAUUGGAAGCUCACAGACAAACAGGAGAGGAGUCUUCUAAAUACUGUAGUUUGUACUUGGGGAACUAGGCUUAGUUAACUGCAAAUAAAAUCAAUGUAAAAUGUG
Pogona vitticeps (central bearded dragon) is the source of this 5086-nucleotide messenger RNA. Lineage: Eukaryota; Metazoa; Chordata; Lepidosauria; Squamata; Agamidae. The record is from RefSeq and is a predicted model, not a curated record.